Dentiscutata erythropus is the source of this 431-nucleotide messenger RNA. The record is from the annotation of a GenBank genome assembly. Lineage: Eukaryota; Fungi; Glomeromycota; Glomeromycetes; Diversisporales; Gigasporaceae.
AUGUCCCAUACAAGAGAAUAUAGUUUUGCAGUCGUAACAAAAGACGACUAUUUGAGAAUGCAGCAACAAAGUCGAAAACGUAACAACAAUAAUAUUGAAGCUUUGCAAGCCACUGGGUAUAAUGUCUUUUCUGUUGGGACUUCUCACAACUCUAGCUCUGAAAUGUUGACUUCCACUGACACCGAAUAUUGCACAACAAUUUCAAGCGAUUCAUUUGAUUUUUUUUCCUUUAACGAUUUGAAAGAUUAUAUUCAUCGAUUAGGAUGUUAUAUUCAGCGGUUAGAAGAAAAAGAAAGAGAACGUGAUCAAAAAGAUAAUGAGCGUGAUCGAAAAUUGGAAGUUGCAUUGAAACGCGUUCAGGAAUUAGAAGAAAACUAUAAAAAUUAUGGAACUAAUAGUCUUCGGCAGUUCUUAAGUGCAUUAAUAAAUGG